UGCUACGGGGCGGUAGUCGUUUAGCUCAGUUACCUUAGCUUUCUUGGGAACAGGAACAAUGGUGGCCCUCUUGAAGCAUGUGGGAACAACAGACUGGGAUAGGGAUUGAUUGAAUAUGUCCGUAAACACACCAGCCAGCUGGUCUGCGCAUGCUCUGAGGGCGCGGCUGGGGAUGCCGUCUGGGCAUGCCGUCUGGGCCUGCAGCCUUGCGAGGGUUAACACGUUUAAAUGUUUUCCUCAUGUUGGCUGCAGUGAAGGAGAGUCCGCAUGUUUUGGUUGCGGGCCGUGUCAGUGGCACUGUAUUGUCCUCAAAGCGGGCAAAAAAGUUAUUUAGUCUGCCUGGGAGCAAGACAUCCUGUUCCGUGACGGGGCUGGUUUUCUUUUUGUAAUCCGUGAUUGACUGUAGACCCUGCCACAUACCUCUUGUGUCUGAGCCGUUGAAUUGAGAUUCUACUUUGUCUCUAUACUGACGCUUAGCUUGUUUGAUUGCCUUGCGGAGGGAAUAGCUACACUGUUUGUAUUCGGUCAUGUUUCCGGUCACCUUGCCCUGAUUAAAAGCAGUGGUUCGAGCUUUCAGUUUCACACAAAUGCUGCCAUCAAUCCACGGUUUCUGGUUUGGGAAUGUUUUAAUCGUUGCUAUAGGAACGACAUAUUCAACGCACGUUCUAAUGAACUCGCUCACCGAAUCAGCGUAUUCGUCAAUGUUGUUGUUUGAUGCAAUACGAAACAUAUCCCAGUCCACGCGAUGGGAGCAGUCUUGGAGUGUGGAAUCAGAUUGGUCGGACCAGCGUUGAACAGACCUCAGCACGGGAGCUUCUUGUUUUAGUUUCUGUCUGUAGGCAGGGAUCAACAAAAUGGAGUCGUGGUCAGCUUUUCCGAAAGGAGAGUGGGGCAGGGCCUUAUAUGCGUCGCGGAAGUUAGAAUAGCAAUGAUCCAAGGUUUUUCCAGCCCUGGUUGCACAAUCGAUAUGCUGAUACAAUUUAGGGAGUCUUGUUUUCAGAUUAGCCUUGUUAAAAUCCCCAGCUACAAUGAAUGCAGCCUCAGGAUAUAUGGAUUCCAGUUUGCAAAGAGUCAAAUAAAGUUCGUUCAGAGCCAUCGAUGUGUCUGCUUGGGGGGGAAUAUAUACGGCUGUGAUUAUAAUCGAAGAGAAUUCCCUUGGUAGAUAAUGCGGUCGACAUUUGAAUGUGAGGAAUUCUAAAUCAGCACUUGAGUUCCUGUAUGUUGUUGUGAUCACACCACGUCUCGUUAACCAUGAAGCAUACGCCCCCGCCCCUCUUCUUACCAGAAAGAUGUUUGUUUCUGUCGGCGCGAUGCGUGGAGAAACCAGAUGGCUGCACCGACUCCGAUAGCGUCUCUCCAGUGAGCCAUGUUUCCGUGAAGCAAAGAACGAACGUUACAGUCUCUGAUGUCCCUCUGGAAUGCUACCCUUGCUCGGAUUUCAUCAACCUUGUUGUCAAGAGACUGGACAUUGGCGAGAAGUAUGCUAGGUAGUGGUGCACGAUGUGCCCGUCUCCGGAGUCUGACCAGAAGACCGCUUCGUUUCCCCCUUUUACGAAGUCGUUUUUUUGGGUCGCCGGCUGGGAUCCAUUCCGUUGUCCUGGGUGAAAGGCAGAACACAGGAUCCGCUUCGCGAAAGUCAUAUUCUUGGUCGUACUGAUGGUGAGUUGACGCUGCUCUUAUAUUCAGUAGUUCUUCUCGACUGUAUGUAAUGAAACCUAAGAUGACCUGGGUUACCAAUGUAAGAAAUAACACGUAAAAAAAAAAAACUGCAUAGUUUCCUAGGAACGCGAAGCGAGGCGGCCAUCUCUGUCGGCGCCGGAAAAACACUAUCAUAUCUGUUUCCUACUGUGAAGUGGGUCCAAUUAAAUAAGAGAUUGGAUGAUUGUCUUCCUUUUUGUAGGCCUAUGCUACCUCGUGAGUAUGAAAAGAUCACAGAGAAGGUGAGGAAUGUAUUAUGCAAUGAUCAUGGAAAUGAAUAAACACAUGUAUUUAACGUUUCUUUAAGCAGGGAGUCAUGCCGAGACCAUGGUUCUCUUUCACAGAUGAGCCUUGCAUGAACAUCAAUAAACAGCAGACCCGAUUACAUGUUUCUACGCACGAGUUUAGCUAAGCAACGUAGCGAUGACGUAUUCUACAAGUCUGGCCGAGGAUUUCUAUUGGUGAAGCAGUUGUAGUCUGUUCACACGACUGUCUAAGGUAGAACGGACAUUGCUCUAUGUACAAGGCUACUUCACCACAAGAGGGCAGCAUUUUCUAAUAAUCAUUUGCCUUUUUCUCUUUCAUACUUCUCAAAGUUGAUAACUAGCUUAUUACAUUUAUUUUUAAAUUCUAUUCAGCAAGAUUAUAAAGUGGAAGGAUAUUAUAUGUUAUUAUGAUUCUGUUCAGUUUUAUUCACAUUGAUGGUGACUGAUAACUCAAGGGUGGCCAGCCAAACUACAUUACUAUAUUAUAUUUAUUAACUGGGCAGUGUAUGCAAUAUUUACGCAGAAUAUAAUUUAGCUAUUCUAAAUAUACAGUACAUGUACUAAAAUACAUUAAGUCCACAGGUCAGUUCAUCUCGAUACUUCAACUCCUAAGAACUUCACAAAUCCAGUGUGUGGGUCUUCCAGUGAGUUGGAGAGGCUUGAGGAACCAUGGCACAGUUUGAAAGCCUGAUAUGGACUAUACAUAUUUUGUUGGUGCUUGAAAGCAUUGGAUGCUGUAUUGCAUGUGGUAGAGCUGAGUACAGAAUAGGGGAUGAAUGUUGUCCCAUGUGUUCACCAGGAAAUCGUGUAUAUAGGUAUUGUACUGAAUUCACCAGUACCAGCUGUGUGCCCUGUGUUGAUUCUACAUUCCUUGAUGAGCCCAAUGGUCUCAUAAAAUGCAAAGUGUGUACCAACUGUGAUCCAGGUUUGGGUUUGAUGGUAAAGCAGCCAUGUAGACCUUCAUCAGACACUGUCUGUGGGACACUGGAGGGGUUCUACUGUCUAGACCCAACUAAGGAGGGUUGUAGAGCAGCCCAGAGACACAGCAGCUGUAAACCUGGUCAAUACAUCAGUCACACAGGAACAACAUCUACAGAUACUGUGUGUGCUGUCUGCCCUGAUAAAACUUAUUCAGAUGGAUCAUUAACAUCUUGUCAACCACAUACAGAAUGUGAAUUCUUGGAAAUUGAACCAGGAACUCCUCGGUCGGAUUCAGAAUGUGGAGUAUCCUCACUUCCCAUAGCUGGAAUCAUAGCUGGUGUUCUAUUUUUUCCGAUAGCCAUCAUGGCUGGUGUUUGUUUAUUUAUGAUAAAAAGAGAAAUGGUGAGAAGAGAAAUAUUGAAAACAAGACAAAACUUAGGUAAGAUGACUGGAAUUGUAUUUGAACCAUUCAUUGUUUUCAUUGCCUGUGAUAUUCAGUUUACUCUGUGAAUGCUACAUGUUUUACUUCUCAUAUAGAGUAGAUUACUACUGUUUGUUAUCGUCAUGGUUACAUGGUAUGUUUAUUACAAUAUUGGUCAUCUGUCUUUUU
Oncorhynchus nerka (sockeye salmon) is the source of this 3495-nucleotide messenger RNA. RefSeq names its product tumor necrosis factor receptor superfamily member 14-like. Lineage: Eukaryota; Metazoa; Chordata; Actinopteri; Salmoniformes; Salmonidae. Gene Ontology annotation, molecular function: transmembrane signaling receptor activity; protein binding. The coding region runs from base 2634 to 3395 and encodes 253 amino acids. The record is from RefSeq and is a predicted model, not a curated record. The transcript has 6 exons. Gene Ontology annotation, cellular component: external side of plasma membrane; membrane. Gene Ontology annotation, biological process: defense response to Gram-negative bacterium; negative regulation of alpha-beta T cell proliferation; defense response to Gram-positive bacterium.